GAAAAAUGGCGCGCAAGAUUCUGGUCACCGGCGGCGCCGGCUACAUCGGCACCCAUACCUGCAUUGAGCUCAUCGCGGCUGGGUUUGAGGUGAUCAUUGUGGACAAUCUCAUCAACGCCUCGCGAGUGGCGGUGGAGCGCGUGGAAGAGAUCGUGGGCCAGAAAAUCACAUUUCUUGAGAUCGACUUGCUGGACAAGGAGGCCAUCGACAAGGUGUUUGCAGAGCAUGAGUUCUUUGCCGUGAUCCAUUUUGCUGGCCUCAAGGCCGUGGGUGAGUCGACGCAAAAGCCCUGGCUCUACUACCACAACAACAUCACUGGCACCCUGAACCUGCUUGAUUCCAUGAAGCAACACAAGUGCUUCAACCUCGUCUUCUCGUCCUCGGCUACCGUGUACGGCGACCCAAAGUAUCUGCCCCUCGAUGAGAAGCACCCCGUUGGUGCCUGCACCAACCCCUAUGGCAAGACAAAGUACUUCAUCGAGGAGAUGUGCCGGGACAUGGCCAAGGCCGAUAGCCAAUGGAACAUUGUUCUUCUGCGCUACUUCAACCCGAUUGGAGCUCAUGCCUCCGGUCGCAUCGGCGAAGACCCUCAGGGCAUCCCCAACAACCUUCUCCCCUUUGUAGCGCAGGUCGCUGCCGGCCGCCGGCCGCACGUCAACGUUUUUGGCGAUGACUACGAUACACCCGAUGGCACGGGCGUGCGCGACUACAUCCACGUCGUCGAUCUCGCUUUGGGCCACGUAGCCAGCCUGCGCAAGCUCGAGAAGCCCUGCGGCUGUGUCGUCUAUAACUUGGGCACCGGCAAGGGCGUUUCUGUGCUUGAAAUGAUCAAGGCAUUCGGGAAGGCGGCUGGUCGUGACAUCCCCUACCAGAUUGCCCCUCGCCGCCCUGGUGACAUUGCCUCUUGCUAUGCCGAUGCCUCGGCAGCAAAGAAGGACCUGGAUUGGGUCGCCACGCGUACCGUCGAACAGGCCUGCGAAGACUCGUGGCGCUGGCAAUCAAACAAUCCCAACGGCUUCAAUGCUUAAACUGCAGUCCAAGGCGCCUCGCAUUCUCAUGUGGCCGUGGCUCCACGUUGCGACAUGUCAAUCU
Monosiga brevicollis MX1 is the source of this 1092-nucleotide messenger RNA. RefSeq lists its product as uncharacterized. Gene Ontology annotation, molecular function: UDP-glucose 4-epimerase activity. Bases 6 to 1028 code for a protein of 340 amino acids. NCBI's taxonomy places the organism in Eukaryota, Choanoflagellata, Craspedida, Salpingoecidae. Gene Ontology annotation, biological process: beta-D-galactose catabolic process via UDP-galactose, Leloir pathway. The record is from RefSeq and is a predicted model, not a curated record. Gene Ontology annotation, cellular component: cytosol. The transcript has 5 exons.